AGCAAACUGGACGGUGUUAGAAAACUUCUUCGAAAUUUUCGUCUAAUGCCACUAAAUAGCGUGACAAUCGAAGACGAACCCAAAAAUCAGUCCAAGGCCACCCAUGAUGGCCCAAGCGCUGGAAGUCUUUUUCUCCGAUUCGGAUGUAUAGUGUUCGGUAUGAUUGGGGUUAUUUAUUACCUGUUCAAUGCUGUCCUUUGCCUCGGUCGCGAAAAAUGUUAUACAGUAUCAGUAAUAUUAAAUCUUUGCGCUGGCAUCUUCAUGUUUACUCAGAUGCAUUUCAUUUUCUGCAACUGGAAAAUAACGAUUUUGCAAUCGCCAAUAAUUUCCCGGUUUGGAAUGAUGCACUUGAUAUCAACGAACUUUUGGACAUGGAUGAGAUACAUUCUUAUUGAGGAGGCAGUUCUAAGCGAAGAAGUCAGCAUAUCAAAAUUGAUGCAUACAUCAGUUGUCGAAUAUUCAAUUAUAUGUGGUGCAAUUAUAUUCGUUUUGUGGAGAAAUAUUGGUCAAACAAAACAAGAACGAUCACUGAAAAGAAAAUUUCAAAUACGAAUCGACUGUUCGAAAACAUCGACCGGAUUAUUUCUUGGAUUAUUGCAUUUAACGAUGACACUCACAUCUUUGGCCAUAUCUUCUCUUUAUACAACGCGAGGCUUAGAUGAAAGAGCGAGCAACAUCUUCGCAGUAACAAAUAUUGUCCAGAGAGGUUCCAGUUGCAGCACUGAAAAUCAAUUUUCCGACAUGAAAUGGAUGAUAUCAACAAAAAUUUUUCAGGAAUCUUUGGAUUCAAUACUUCUUUCUCUUGGUCUCAUCGGUCAGAUGAUUUUUUUUAUGGCUGGAAUUGUUGGCAUAGCAGCUACAAAUAAAUGGAAUUCUAUCUCUUUAUUACUAUUGUUCAAGCAUUCAACUGGCCUUGUACAGGUUGGUACACAAGGGAGCCUGAUUUUUAUCGCAUGCAAACUUAGAAUUAAUGAUGAACCACAGUCAAAACGAGAACAACCUGGAAAACAAACGAUCACAUUUUUAUUAGUCGCUAAUAUUGGAAUAUUUCUUAUGAAUUUUUUCGAGGAUGGAAGCGCUGGAUUUUCCAAAGAUGUUAUUAGUUUUUAUGGUAAAACAAACUGGAUAUAUUUGGUGCGUAGCUUCGAACCGCUAAUAAUUUUUUAUCGCUUCCAUAGUUCAGUUUGUCUUGCAGAAAUAUGGAAAAGUGCUUAUUCAAUUAAAACGAAUAUUUCCCCUUGA
This is a messenger RNA of Dracunculus medinensis (Guinea worm), 1242 nucleotides long. The record is from the annotation of a GenBank genome assembly. NCBI's taxonomy places the organism in Eukaryota, Metazoa, Nematoda, Chromadorea, Rhabditida, Dracunculidae.